AUGACGCGCCUGAUUAUCAGAGACGAUCCGCAGACCGCUUCCAGGUACAUUGCGGACUACAUCAUUGAACGCAUCAAAACGUUCGAUCCAAGUCCGGAGCGUCCCUUCGUGCUGGGUCUGCCCACAGGAAGUAGCCCUGUCUUGACAUAUCAGUACCUCGUUCAGCGCCACAAAGCGGGCGACAUAUCCUUCCGCCAUGUCGUCACUUUCAACAUGGACGAGUAUGUCGGCAUUCCGCGAGAGCACCCGGAAAGCUACCACAGCUUCAUGUACAAACAUUUCUUCUCACAUGUAGACGUCCGGCCCGAGAACAUCAACAUUCUCAACGGCAAUGCUCCCGACCUGGAAGCCGAAUGUCAAGCAUACGAGGACAAGAUCGCCAACGUAGGAGGCAUCGAGCUGUUCCUGGGCGGUAUAGGACCUGAUGGACAUAUUGCCUUCAACGAGCCUGGCUCCAGCCUCAAGUCUCGGACCCGCGUCAAAACUCUUGCCUAUGAUACUAUUCUCGCGAAUUCAAGAUUUUUCGGGAACGAUCUGGAUCAAGUUCCCAGGAUGGCCCUGACGGUUGGGGUCCAAACUGUAUUGGAUGCGCGUGAAGUAGUCAUCAUCAUCACUGGCGCGCACAAGGCUUUGGCUCUGCAAAAGUGCCUCGAAGAAGGCAUCAACCACAUGUGGACACUCUCGAGUCUUCAGCUGCACCCGCAUCCGAUGAUCGUCAUUGAUGAGGAUGCCACCCUGGAACUCAAAGUCAAGACCGUCAAAUACUUCAAAAGCAUUGAGAAGGUCGCCACCGAACAGGGAUUCCGACAGAUGCUUCCUAGGAUCAAGAAGCGCGACUCUGUCCAUGAAGAGGAUGACUUUUUGUCUGCGCCCAAACCCCAGCGCAAUGGGCUCACGCUUGCCGUGCCGGCCCAAGACAUGUCCCGCUCAGCCAGCCCUGCGUUGGAACCCAUGAGCGCACGAAUCUCCGGCAACGAGGCAAACGUCUUCCGUCCCGUCGACCUCAAUAGCGAGCUGCAGUUUGGCCCCAUGAGCGCCCGUGUCGCAGGUUAA
Messenger RNA from Didymosphaeria variabile, 1053 nucleotides. Its product is annotated as Glucosamine-6-phosphate isomerase (Glucosamine-6-phosphate deaminase) (GNPDA) (GlcN6P deaminase). The transcript is spliced from 6 exons. Gene Ontology annotation, biological process: N-acetylglucosamine catabolic process; N-acetylneuraminate catabolic process; D-glucosamine catabolic process. The coding region runs from base 1 to 1053 and encodes 350 amino acids. The record is from RefSeq and is a predicted model, not a curated record. NCBI's taxonomy places the organism in Eukaryota, Fungi, Ascomycota, Dothideomycetes, Pleosporales, Didymosphaeriaceae. Gene Ontology annotation, molecular function: glucosamine-6-phosphate deaminase activity; identical protein binding. Gene Ontology annotation, cellular component: cytoplasm.